AUGGACAACAGAAAAAGGACAGCAGGUUCCUCCAGUUUUAGGAGCUUGGUUUUUUGGUCCUCUUCAUUCUCACGGCAACCAGCAAGAGUAUUGAUUGUGGAGGCGUUGCCUCCAUGGUGGUCAGAGAUUUGCAAAGUGCUUUGUGAUGCCCUGGACAACUUCCUGUCACUGGCGUGUAGUCUGGAUGGACCUUGUAGAAUACCACUACUCAGCCUGUAUGCCAUCAGCCGGCAGCAGGAGUGUCUACUGCCAUUUGCGCAAGUUCGUGGUAACUUGGCCAGGCUGCAUUCCUGCGUGGAGGAGCUGAGGUCUAUUCCAGGUGAAGGCUGCAUCAUAGGAGCAGCCAGAGGAAGUGAUCUGCUGCAUCAGACAGUGCUGGACAGUCUGCAGCAGUUUAAACAGUACAUGAGACACGCUGGUAGCAGCCAGGCUUGCAACAAUGCAUCAGUGGAGGUGACUGUGGUGACCAGCCAGCCGGGGCGCAGCGUUGUGCAUCAGUUGGAGACGAGGCUCAAAGAUGCCGAUCUGGUGUCACUGAGGCGGUUGCUGGUUGUUCAGGUCUGUGGAGCAGCUGACUCGGGCCAAGACACGCCAUCGCCCGAAGACACACAAGCUGAAGACUCGCUGAUGCUGGGCACUGAGGUCGACCUGCAGCAGGUGGAGAACACCGUCUUGGCCGUAGAGACUGUGUUUAAGUCUUGGCUUCAGGAGCAGGGAGGAGACGGAGAGCAACUCCAUCUGCUGCUCCCAAGCUCCUCUGAUAACCCCAUUCCAGUGUGUGUGAAGUGUGAUACCCAGGAGCGCCUGAUAAGCCCAGCCCUCAUCCCCCUGACACCCAGCCUUGGAGUGAAGACUGAAAGCAUUCGAGACUUUCUUCCAGUCUUUAACAGCUCAUCCAAUCAGAGCCCUGCACCGCAGAAACUGAGAGUAAUCAAGGUGCUUCGUGCAGAAGCAGUGUGCGAGAGCGUGCUGUAUGGUCUGCCGUUGCUCAUCCGUCCCACCACCUGCUGGAAGCUGGACUGGGAUGAGAUGGAGAGCAACCACAGCUUGUUCCACGCUCUCUGUCACACACUCAGGAGUCGUGACUUGUUCCUUCUGCUGCAGCUGGAGCCCGAUCAGAGACCCCCAGCUGGAAGCUCAGGAGUGCGUUCUUUCUAUAUGCUCCAGCCAUGCCCUUCUCUCUCCCUCCUCCUGAAGCCCGUGGUCUCCAGAGAGCUGCUGCUGCCCUGCUCAAUGCCUGCCGCAGCUCAGGCCCCAUCACCUCAUGCCAUGCAGACUAUAGAGGGCUGCCUCGCUCAACUGGAUGAGGAAUUUGUGUUAAAUCCUGUUUCCCUGAGCAGCUACCUGUACCAGCACCUCACAAACAAGGGCCUCGUCUCACAGCAACGAUACCCAUACAGGCUCCAGUCAUCAGCUGCCCAUAAAGACUGGCCUCAGGCACUAGAGGGCCCCAGAAACACAGUCAGCCGCAAGCAACGGCAGGGUCGCCCCGUUGGGUCCAGCAGCAAGGUCAGGGCCACCGUGGCUCCAAUGCCCUCCUCCACCUCUCCAUCCUCCUCCUCCUCCUCCCUUCUGGGGCCGCCUCCUGCAAAAGCCUUGCGUCCUGCUCUGAGCUUCCUCAGCAGCCGCAGGGCCCCAGCACCGACUCAGCAGCAGGAAGCCGACGAUGACGACAACUCCAUGACAAUGCAGUAA
This is a messenger RNA of Cololabis saira (Pacific saury), 1695 nucleotides long. It is a transcript of the gene m1ap, whose product is annotated as meiosis 1 associated protein. Gene Ontology annotation, biological process: male meiosis chromosome separation; spermatogenesis; meiosis I. The transcript is spliced from 11 exons. NCBI's taxonomy places the organism in Eukaryota, Metazoa, Chordata, Actinopteri, Beloniformes, Belonidae. The record is from RefSeq and is a predicted model, not a curated record. The coding region runs from base 1 to 1695 and encodes 564 amino acids.